This is a messenger RNA of Iphiclides podalirius (scarce swallowtail), 219 nucleotides long. The record is from the annotation of a GenBank genome assembly. NCBI's taxonomy places the organism in Eukaryota, Metazoa, Arthropoda, Insecta, Lepidoptera, Papilionidae.
AUGGCGUACAGUACGACAAUUAGUUACAGUUGGCCGUUCUUCUCGUUCCUUCUAGACGGUCGCUUUCCUCACUCUUUCUUUUCGCUCUCAUCGAAGACGCCUCCGCCACCUCUCGGGCCCCGCGCGGCCGUCGCAGCUGCGUCCAGUUUAUGCGCCAUCAAAGCCGAGGCGGCGAUAAUGGCGGGCCGCAAGUGUGCGCCUCGUAAAAACGCGCCACUU